GUGCCCUUGUUUACAUUUAUUUCAAAAAUUCAACUCUCGCAUAUUUAAUUAAAUUAAGUGGUUUAUAAGUGUAGCUGGUGCUUAAAAAUGUGUACAAUGGAAAGAUAGGAUUUUAAUAAUAGUUUGUUGCUCAAAAGUAAGCAACGGCUGGCUAUAUGCUUCAUAUUUUAAGGACAAUUUUUUAAAUGUUGAUAAAAGUGACACUAAAGUCUGUAAAUAACAAGCUACAAACAUGUUUAGUAGACAUAACUGGAUGUAAGCAAGUGAAAGAAAUGAUGUAAAGUCAUAAAAGUGAUGAGAAAAGUGUUGUGGAAAGAUCAAGUCUAGUCAGCCUUAUUAUAUUAUUUUAGUCGUGAAUCUGAAAAAUUGUAUUGAUACAAAUAAUUAUUUUAACUAGUUAGGAGAGCAUAAACGACGUAUAAUGUAAAUAAAUCGUAGUUAAGGACAACUAUUAAACUCAAUAUUACUCGAAACUUUAGUUAUACUUUGGUUUACUCUAAUAUCAAAGAUAAAAACAUAAGUUGGUAGAAGAAAAAAUUAAAAAAUCUGUAAAACCUCAUAACAAUCACUUCAAUUCAUCCAUACUGAAUCUUUCUAUAAUUCAUACAAUAUUCCAAAUGAAAGUUGCAAAAAAGAGUGCCUAAAACAGUAGACAGAGAAGCAUAGAGUUUAUCAAUGAUUUGUUUAGAAUUGCAAAAUGUCUGAACUAGCUUACGGAAAUUAUUCACUCCUUGACAAUCAGCAAGAAUCACCUCUUUAUACAGCUAAAUAUGACUACUCAGCUUUAGGUGAAGAUGAACUGGAUUUGCGAGUUGGACAAAUUGUUUGGGUUUUAUCAAAAGAUGAGUCAAUUUCUGGUGAUUAUGGAUGGUGGACUGGCAAGAUUGGAGAUAAAGUAGGAAUUUUUCCUGCAAACUAUGUCACAAGUGACGAUACGAUGCUUAAAGAUGCUCAUCCUCAUGAAAUCAAGUACGAUGAUUUAGAUGUCAAAGAAGUAAUUGGUGCUGGUGGAUUUGGGGAAGUGAAGAGAGCAUUUUUAGGAAAUGAUGUCGUUGCUGUAAAAGAGGCUCGCCACAAUCCAGAACUUGACUAUAAUGUGACUAAGAAAAAUGUAUUGCAAGAAGCCAAGCUUUUUUGGUCACUCAAACAUCCAAAUAUUGUUUCUCUUCGUGGUGUUUGCCUUCUACCACCAAAAUUCUGCUUAGUUAUGGAAUAUGCUAAAGGAGGUUCACUCAAUAGAAUUUUAUCAAGUAGUCGGAGAAUUCCUCCCGAUGUUCUCAUCGAUUGGGCAAUACAAAUUGCAAGAGGAAUGAGUUAUUUACAUAAUGGUGCACCGAUAUCGGUCAUUCAUCGUGAUUUAAAAAGUUCAAAUGUUCUUAUAAGUGAGCCAAUUGACGACAGUGAUUUAAGAGGUAGAACCUUAAAAAUUACAGAUUUUGGAUUGGCUAGAGAAGCUUACAAUACAACACGAAUGUCUGCAGCAGGCACUUACGCAUGGAUGCCACCAGAAGUUAUAAAGGCUGGAACCUAUUCAAAAGCAUCCGAUGUUUGGUCUUAUGGUGUUCUUUUAUGGGAACUUUUAACUGGAGAAAUUCCAUAUAAAGGAUUUGAUUCACUAUCUGUGGCUUACGGAGUAGCCAUCAACACGCUUACACUUCCAAUUCCUAAAACAUGUCCUGAAGCUUGGGGAAAUUUAAUGAAAGGAUGUUGGGACAUUGAUUCGCACAAAAGGCCUCAAUUUAAAGCAAUAUUAAGGGAUCUUGAAAUCAUCGCUGAGUCAGGAUUUAAACAGACUCCACACGAGUCAUUUCACAACAUGCAAGACUGCUGGAAAAAGGAAAUUGCUGAAGUUCUUCACGAGUUACGUUUAAAGGAAAAAGAAUUACGUUGCAAGGAAGAAGAACUUACGCGAGUUCAGCAACAACAGAAAAAGGAGCAAGAAAAUUUAAUGAAAUUAGCCCAGGAGUUAAAGAAUCGCGAGUUGGAUCUGCUAGGACGAGAGUUGAAAAUAAUCAUGAACAAUGCACCGACGCCGUUGAAGAGAAAAAACAAAAUAGGGACUUCCAAACUAAAGCUACUGAAGAAAACUCCAUUUCAAAUAUCCUUUCCAUUAGAUUUUAAACAUAAAAUAACUGUAAUGCAUACAGGUUCUGCGGACGAAUCGAAUUCACAGCAAGCAGAAACUCCUCCUCCCAAUUCACCAGCACCCACAAGAUUAAGAGCAAUUGCUCUUCGAUCCGAUGAUGAUGAUGAUGAUGAUGAUACGCCGUCAUCAACAACAACAAAAGGAAAAACAUGGGGACCAUCAUCAAUGUCACAUCAAAGAGAGCGUGGAUUUUUGCCAGCCUUUCCUCAAGAGCGCUCACAAAAUUUAGUUAAAUCGGCACCAAAUCUUGAUAAUAAGUCGCGCUCAUCAUCAUCGACCGAUAAUAUUCUUUUAGACGAUAGCAAUUCUGAAGAAUGGACGCACGAAGAUUUCGGGAUUUCAAGCUUGCCGUUGUGUUUUCAGCCGUUAGUUGAGCGCGAUAAAAAGAAGUUGGGAAUUGUAGAUAGUGUAAUGUAUAAUAUGGCUUCAUUUUUGGCUAGUUUUGCCACUGGAUUCGACAUAAGGAUCUCAAACCUUCAACCUCAACCAGUUAAUCAUCCACGACUUCAAAGUACACAACAGAUUCCGACAAGUGAAUUUGAUAUGCAUCAUAGUCCGUUAUAUAAAGGCAUUUAUCCACACGAGAAAGAUAUACUGAAUGUAGGAAACCCGCAUUUAAAUAAAUUAUAUGGACUUGAUACGUAUCAUGGACCGACGAAACAGAAAAUGAGAGUAUCGCUAAAUCAGCUUGCGGGAUUUCAAAAUAGUCGAAUUCCUAAUAAUUACAUGCAGUCAACAACGUUAACAACAACCAGUGGUUUAGGGUCAAAUUUUACAUCGUACACAACAGAUCCAAUAGAUUCGUCCUCGAUGAGUAGUUUAGCUAAUUCGAAAAUGCACCCAAAUGUUGGAACGUCCUCUUCUUUCAUAGAAAGUGAUCUCAUAGCUGACGAAUAUUUGUUUAUUCCUGAAGGCGAAAAUCCUAGAUUUAUAUCCCCUCCAAUGAUGUCUAGUCUAGAAUCUGAUUAUUACCAGCAUCAACAUUCCAACAUGAAUCCAUUUCAAAAGAAUCCAACAAUGUACAUAAAUUCUGGUCCGACAAGCUUUAUCGAAAUAAGUAAUCAAUACGACAGUGAUAAUUAUAGACAAGUGAAUUAUGUAGAUCCACAAAUUCCACCUCAACUUCCUCCAAAAACACCAAUUCGUACGCCAGUGAUGGGAACUAAAACAAUACAUCGUCGAACACUUUCAAAUACGUCGUCGAAUAAUUUAAAUAAUCGUAAUUUUCAAAUUGAUCCAAUGGAUCCGCGCUUAGAUUUGGAUUAUCGUUUUCAAAACUUUAAUAUUGCUGGCGGUGCCAUUAGUCGUGAGCCAUUACAAUUUCAUUCAGUGCCAUAUACAUGUAAUUAUGCCGAUACAGUAGUUCCUAAUGAAAUACCAAAUCGAAUGCGAUUGUACGAGAACAUUAGUCAUUUCCAACAUAAUUUUCAAGCAUCAUCAUCACUACCUGCAUCCCAUUGUCAAACGCCAAUCAAAUCAAUACGAAAUGAUGGAAAUGUACAGCCAGAACAAUAUAAAUCGCCCAUUUCGAUGUCGAAUGCUGAAAAAAGGAAAAUGUUCUUUGCUGUGGACAAUGUUGAAGUCUCAAAGUCCCAAAUGUCAAACUGUGAUCAAAUUAUUGUCAGUGAAGCAAAUAUUAAUAAUAUUAUAAAUUCGACAAAAAUUAACAGUACAGGAGUUACUCCUACUCAUUCCACUCCGCAAGAUAGCUUUAGUGAUGAUAGUUCAUAUUUAAGUGCUUUAGCACGAUUCAGUCCCGACAAUUUUCUUAAUGAAAAUACAAAUAACUUCAAUGGGUCGACAGGUGGUCGUAUAAAUGCCACAAACAUCCAGCGAUCAACAGUUAGAAGAGCAAUUGAAGUCGAUGAUAAUGAGAAAUAAAAGAAACCUUUCUCUCUUAACUAUUUAAUGAUCAUAACAAUAACAGUAUGUAUAAAAUGAAAUUGAUUUCGGUGCUACAUUCAUUUUUUAAUGCACACUAACCAUUAGCCAAAAAAAGUCAUUUUAUAUUCAAUAACGUUGAUAUUUGAUAGGGUUACAAAGGAUUGAAUUGGAUAUUUUAUGAUAAUGUGAUGUUUUUUGCGACACGUUUCAUGAAGCUUCCAAGCAUGCAAAAUGA
Molecule: messenger RNA, 4265 nt
Organism: Chironomus riparius
Lineage: Eukaryota; Metazoa; Arthropoda; Insecta; Diptera; Chironomidae
Source: the annotation of a GenBank genome assembly